This is a messenger RNA of Acanthaster planci (crown-of-thorns starfish), 661 nucleotides long. It is a transcript of the gene rps15a, whose product is annotated as ribosomal protein S15a. Gene Ontology annotation, cellular component: ribosome. NCBI's taxonomy places the organism in Eukaryota, Metazoa, Echinodermata, Asteroidea, Valvatida, Acanthasteridae. Gene Ontology annotation, biological process: translation. Gene Ontology annotation, molecular function: structural constituent of ribosome. The record is from RefSeq and is a predicted model, not a curated record.
UCCCAGACUGCAUUUAUACCUCUAUCUUCAUAAUUACGAAAGCGGAACCUGACUAAGCUCUCUUUCCACUUUCUCGCAGCUCGCCUCCAAGCCAAGAUGGUUCGGAUGAGUGUUCUGGCAGAUGCACUCAAGUGCAUCUGCAAUGCAGAGAAGCGCUGCAAACGCCAGGUGAUGAUCAGGCCCUGCUCCAAGGUCAUUGUCAAGUUCCUCAUGGUCAUGAUGAAGCACGGCUACAUUGGCGAGUUUGAGAUCAUCGACGAUCACAGAGGAGGCAAGAUUGUGGUCAACCUCACAGGGCGUCUUAACAAGUGUGGUGUUAUCAGCCCUCGAUUUGAUGUCCCAUUGAAAGAGCUGGAGACCUGGACUGGUAAUUUGCUACCCUCCAGACAGUUUGGGUACAUCGUCCUCACGACAUCCAGUGGCAUCAUGGAUCAUGAAGAGGCAAGACGGAAGCACGUCGGAGGAAAGAUCCUGGGUUUCUUCUUCUGAUUCCUCCGAUGAGAAGGCGGACUGAAGGGGGGGGACAUCAUACUGCAUCCAGUGUCAAAGGAGAAAAAGUGACAACAUUUUACACUUGUUUGAGAAAUGAAUAAAUGGGCGUGAACUGUGAGACGUUAUAUACAGAUGAUGGAAUAAAGAAAGGUUGAAAGAACCAGAAAAA